AAGGACUUACCUUUUUACUUUGGUGUUUGCUGGAAGGAAGAAAGCAUCCAAAAAAUGUCAGCAUCUAUAUUCAAACAGUCCAAUGUCAUCACCUGCAGAGCUAUGGUGGCAUGGGGGGCUGGACAGGAACUGGUGAUGGAGGAAGUGGAAGUGAGUCCACCGCACCCUCUGGAAAUUAGGAUCAAAGUUGUUUGCACCUCUCUCUGCCGCAGUGACAUUACUGCUUGGGAGUCCCAGGCUAUAUUUCCUCGAAUAUUUGGCCACGAAGCAGCAGGGAUAGUUGAAAGUGUUGGAGAGGGAGUCACUGAAUUUGUGGAGGGGGAUCAUGUGCUUACAGUAUUCACUGGAGAAUGUGGGACAUGCAGGCAUUGCCAAUCAGAUAAAAGUAACAUGUGCCAGGUCCUGGGGUUAGAAAGAAGAGGCUUAAUGCAUAGCGAUCAGAAGACACGCUUCUCAAUUAAAGGGAAACCUGUUUUUCAUUAUUGUGCAGUUUCUAGUUUCAGUGAAUAUACAGUCGUGCACUCAGGAUGUGCUGUCAAAGUCAGCUCAUUUGUACCUCUUGAUAAAAUAUGCCUACUCAGUUGCGGAGUAGCUGCAGGACUUGGUGCAGCUUGGAAUGUUGCUGACAUAUCUCCAGGAUCAACAGUUGUAAUUUUUGGUCUUGGAACUGUUGGUCUUUCUGUUGCACAAGGUGCCAAACUCAGAGGAGCAUCUCGCAUAAUUGGCAUUGACACAAACCCUGAAAAGUGUGAGAAAGCAAAAGCUUUUGGAGUAACAGAAUUUCUCAACCCAAAUGAUUGUAAUGAACCAAUUCAACAGGUUAUCAAGCGUAUAACUGACGGAGGAACAGAUUACUCAUUUGAAUGUAUAGGUGAUACUGGAAUGAUAACCACAGCAUUACAAUCUUGCUGCGAUGGAUGGGGGUUGACCAUUACGCUUGGUGUGCCAAAGGUGAAGCCUGAAGUAGCAGCUCACUAUGGACUAUUCUUGACUGGAAGAACACUGAGAGGAUCUCUAUUUGGAGGAUGGAAACCUAAAACUGAUCUUCCAUCACUAGUGGACAAGUACAUAAAUAAGGAAAUCCAGAUAGAUGAUUUCAUCACACACAAUCUUCCAUUUGAGGAUAUCAACAAAGCUUUCAGUCUCAUGAGAGAAGGGAAGUGCUUGCGAUGUGUUAUCCACAUGCCAAGGUAAUUCAUUUUCCAUUGUCAAGAGGACGAAAAUGAAAAUAACAUGCAUUGCGUGAUGCUGAGCAUGAGGAAAGGCUCAGAAGACAAUACUUGUGAUGGAUAAUCUGAAGUAUGUUGUUCUGUUAUUUUUAUUAUUCUUAUAUGUGCCACGUUGUGCUUUUAGUGGAUCAACAAAACUUGUUUAUGAAAGUGAAAAUUUCUGGGAUUCAAAAUAAUGAAAACAGUUAACCCAU
Molecule: messenger RNA, 1423 nt
Organism: Rubroshorea leprosula
Lineage: Eukaryota; Viridiplantae; Streptophyta; Magnoliopsida; Malvales; Dipterocarpaceae
Source: the annotation of a GenBank genome assembly